Messenger RNA from Lactuca sativa (garden lettuce), 1358 nucleotides. NCBI's taxonomy places the organism in Eukaryota, Viridiplantae, Streptophyta, Magnoliopsida, Asterales, Asteraceae. The record is from RefSeq and is a predicted model, not a curated record.
UCUGCUAAAAUUCAAAUUUUUGUGUUCAUCUUUAAGUUUUAGGAUUCUCUUUUUCUUUUACAACUUUAGUUUCUUUACAAGUUUUUCCAUGGUUGAAAUGUUAAAAUUAUGUAUCGAUUACAACUUGUAAUGCACACUGUACAAGUGAUUAGAAGAAUUACAUCUCUUUGUGGUUCUAUAUCUCUCAUUUACUGCUUUACUCUCUGCUGAUCAGAUUUUUAUUCAAAAAUGAUUGUAGCGCGUAAAAAUGUCUUUUCACUCUGUCGUUUUCAAUUGUUAGGGUUUAUCAAUUCGAUUUUAAGUGCUGCAGAUAUGUUGUUAUCAACCACAAAAAAUGAACCAUCCCACUAUAUGUUAAAGAUCGAGUCGUUCUCUAUUCUUUCUGAAGCUGGAAAUAUCAAAAUUGAAUCUGAUGUUUUUGAAGCCAGUGGUCAUAAAUGGAGACUGGAUUUGUAUCCAAAUGGAAAUAAGGAGGAAAAGGGUGACAAUCACAUUUCUUUGUAUUUGAUUAUAUGCGACACUGAAAGUCUUGAAAAGGGGUGGAAAGUCCAUGUUGAUGUUAAAUUUUUUGUUUAUGAUCAUAUAGCUCACAACUAUGUUAUCUUUCAAGAUGAUGAGGGAAAUAGGACAAGUUUUCACGAGAAGCAGAUGAAAUGGGGUUUUGAGAAACUAAUAUCUUUAGAGCAUUUUAAGGAUAGUAACAAAGGGUACAUUUUCAACGAUUCAUGUAUCUUUGGAGCUGAGGUUUUUUCAGUUCCCGAGUAUACCCUGAAAGACAGAUGCUUAUCCAUGAUAAAGCCUCCAGCAACUACGAACACUUUCACAUGGAUUGUUGAUAAAUUUUCUUCUAUAAAAGACGAUUGCUUGCAUUCUGAGGUGUUCAAAGUUGGAAAAAUCAAGUGGACUUUAUCACUCUUUCCAAAAGGAAGAGGUGCAGGAGUAGGGACAAAUUUGUCAUGUUUUUUAAAAGUACAUGAAGCUAAGUCAUUUCCUGAUGAUUGGAUAGUUUAUGCAAGAUUUGAACUUCGGAUUAAAAACAAAAGUGGUUAUGCUGCAAAAGACACUGGGCAUUGGUUUUGUGAAGAGGAAGAUGAUUGGGGGUUUUCAUGUUUCAUAUUGUUGAGUGAACUUCGUGACAUGAGUAAGGGGUUUUUGAAGAAUGAUAGGCUUAUUUUUGAAGCAAAGAUUUCAGUUGUUGGAAUGCUAAAAAAUUUCAUCUGAAGCAUGUGUUUAAUUAAUGCUGUUUUUUGGCAACAUAUGUUGAUAAAUAUUUUUUUUUGUAUAGACCUAUGGUUUUUGAUGUUUGGGAUUAUGGAUGAAUGUGGUGUUCAUUUGGUAAUGGAAUGUUCUUAUUGGAA